Messenger RNA from Elgaria multicarinata webbii, 5516 nucleotides. RefSeq names its product G protein subunit gamma 12 (gene GNG12). Bases 320 to 541 code for a protein of 73 amino acids. The record is from RefSeq and is a predicted model, not a curated record. Gene Ontology annotation, cellular component: heterotrimeric G-protein complex. Gene Ontology annotation, biological process: G protein-coupled receptor signaling pathway. Lineage: Eukaryota; Metazoa; Chordata; Lepidosauria; Squamata; Anguidae. Gene Ontology annotation, molecular function: G-protein beta-subunit binding. The transcript is spliced from 4 exons.
CCAGGAAGCCUCGUUGCCUUCCCCGCCCGGGGCCAGGCGGAGCCAGCAGCGGGAGGAGGAGGAGCGGGUGAGAGGUCGGCCAGCUCCGGUCGCCCAUAGAGACAGAGGAGUCCCGAGUUGUGAGGGCGGCGGCGGCGGCGGCGGCGGCCGAAGGUGGGACGAGGACGGCGAGGGACGGACCCACCGACGAUUUGCUAAAGACCAAGUACAACAUUUGUGACAGAACAAGAAUUGGAAGCUAGAUUACCAGAUUCCUAGUCGGUGCUUUAAUAGGCAGACUGUUCCUGACCUUUGAAGUGCUUGAAAAAGCUUACUGAAAAUGUCUAGCAAAACGUCUGGCACAACAAACAACAUAGCUCAGGUCAGAAGAACUGUUCAGCAGCUGAGAAUAGAAGCAUCUAUAGAAAGAAUAAAGGUGUCCAAGGCAUCAGCAGACCUACUGUGCUAUUGUGAGGAACAUGCCAGGAAGGAUCCUUUACUAAUGGGCAUACCUGCUUCAGAAAACCCCUUCAAGGAUAAAAAGACCUGUACUAUCCUAUAGGCAAAGCAGCAAAAUGCCUUCAAGACCCUCCCCUGCAAAACCGACCAAGCAGAUUCUUAGAGAAGUAACCGAAGGUCUCCUGGUACCAACUCCAUAAAACAGCAACUCAUUUACAUAUAGUGUAUAAAUGAACAUUUAAGUUUUCUAAAAUGUUUCUUUCCUUUAUAGCACUCUAAGUGGGGAUGCAAGGUUUAUAAAGUUACUUCUUCUAAAAUGGGAUGGUUCUAAGAGCAUAGUUGGAAAUUGGAUUCUUUUGGCUUUUGAGGGGAUGAGAGAGUGUUGUGUUGGGGUGGGUUUUACUUUAAAGUGCAAUGAGUGUUCACAGUUCCAGGUGUUAGGCUGAACAGUCAAGACCAAAGUUGCCUGAGUUUCAUUUACAGAACAGUGAGGCAGACAAGCAUAGAAUCCUAAUCAAGGUUACUUUUACAUUUGAUUUUAUACAUGUGUAUAUCCUUGUCUGUGUAUUUGGUGUCUAUAUCUAGGUUGUGUACGUAUGUUUGUUUAGGUAUAUACACACAUUCCAAAGUGCAUUCUUUAAGUGCGCCUUCAGAGUUAAUUGCUGCAUUUAUCGAUAAACUCCUGCAGUUCAUGCCUUUACCAUCAAGUAUGUCUUAAGCUUUUCACAAUGACUUAAGAGAGCUUAUAAACAUAUUCCUAGUAUAAAUUUGUAUUCGCAAAAUGAUUUUGAAAGGUGAAGGUUAUAACUUUUGGUUUUGCCUUUCUCAUAGUUCCUUUGAAAUUUAGACAGUACUAAAUAGCACAUAGAUUCUGAAAAUGGCAUCUAAAAUUCCUCCUUCUUUUCCACUGGCCUUUAAGAGAGGAAUCUGCCCCUUACCUUUCCUACACAAUUCCUACUGAACCGAUUUUAGUAAGCAUCUCAGCUUUUCUUACUUUGCUCACCAAAGUCAUAUUUCACAAAUGCCAAACACUAUCUAAAGAGGAGUGGGAGACUGGUUGCAAUCCAUGGUGCUAUUGCUUCUGCACAAGGCCUAGUGAAAGUAACGGUUGUGUUGGAGAAAUGCUUGAAGGAUUGCAGCAAUGCUCAGCAGCAAAUCUCUGAGCAAUAUAAACUUUAUUAAAAUAAUUGUGUAUACUUCAUGUGUUGAUGAAGUAUUGAAUGGAAAGAAAUAUUGACUUCUUUUAAGCCACAGAUUUGUAUAUAUAUUCCAUUUGUUGCCAGCCCUUUAAUAUUUUUAAUUUUGUAGUCUGCCAUAGGUGUGUUUCUACAGAAUUUGUUAAGUCUCUGGAGUUUUGUCCAGCAAGGAACAUACUGUGGUUGGUCCAGAUGCAUGACUAGAUGGCCUUAACAGUAUACUAGUAGAGAAGCCAACCCAUAGUGUAUCUACCAAAAGUAUCCAUUUUCAGAGCAUCCAUCUUCAGCCAGCCUAAAGAAAAACCUCCCUUGUCGAGAAGAGGUAGUUUUCUUCUUCUCAGUUAACUGCAGCCAUAUCUGCUCCAUGACAGGUAAAAUAAACCAACAGAAAUCUCACACACCUAGUUUCACUGUGACUACACUGAGAAGUUGGUUGCAGAACCAACAAAUCAAGGUCCCUGCCCCGCUCACUGGUUUUUUGCACUGUACUAGCCUGAAACUACAGAAUCAAGCUCUUGCAGAUUUCAGUCUUAAUGCUGCAUAAUUCAGGUUAAAGCCUUGAAUGAUGGCAGUAUAAAAAAUGUUCAUAGUCUUACUGCUUGUUUCUUUUUACGGUUAGAAUAUUUUUCUAAAGGCAGGUUUAGAAAUGAUAAGCGAUAAAUAUUCACAGUGAUGUUGCUCACCAUACUUCAACCUGCCCUCUCAUAAUGAAUAUUAUUAUGAAUUAUUAACAAUAUUAAUUAAUUUGAGGGCAAAUAUCCAUAUCCUUAGAGCCAUUUUGUUAGGUCUGAAACAGAGCAUUUAUAACAAGAGAUGUUUCUUCUCUGAUAAUCGAGUCCUAUGAACAUGCUUCCAAAUGAAUAUACUUAGGAUCAGUCUCUGAAAUAACUGCCUUUGUAUCUCAGUUGGUUUAUGCUAAGAUAUUGGGCAGCUGCUGAUUUGUGAGAGACACAAAUCUGCUUUUCUAAAGGCUGAGAACAACAUGGGUUGAUUUGCAUUUUCUGUAGGUUUGUAAGCGUUCAAUCAGUCUUGUCAGUAGUUCAACAUUUGCCUAGAUCAUGAUGUACCACAUAUGGAAAUCUUUGAAAAGUGUAUUGAAUCUGGAUGCAGUGACUCAAAAUCUAGAUACCUGUUGAAACACUCAUAGAGUUAAUGCAGCAAGUAAAAGUCAUUGGAAAAGUCUACAUGUGUUCGCUCUACCAAUUAAAAAAUGACUGCUUCACGUGACCAUAAGUGCUGCUCUAGUGGGACACGAAAAGCACAGAAGCUGUGUUCAAGCUAACAAGUGAUGGGGAUAUUGUACCUCUCUGGCAAUGGAAUUGGCACUCAUCCCGGUAAGCCUCUCAGUGAGGAGAACCUGUGUGGGCAGAGCUGCCAAGGGACGGCUGCCUUGGCUUGGGUUUAUGUCUAAAGCUAGCCCCAAAUCCCUGGUGCCCGGUUGCCUGAGUGACUAAAAACAUGAUGCUAGCUCCUAAAAAGCUGAAGUUGAGCCUAGGAAUUUGUACUCUUCCUUUCCCACCCCCAGCCCCACCCCCCACAACCAUCAAGCCCUCGUAGAUUAUAUCCAUAUAUCUAUGUUUUUCAGGAACUUUAUCCUUUCUAGAGCGCUUUCCUAAUCAAAUUAAUGCAUUUUUUUAAAAAAAACACUAGUUCUUGAUGCACGAAUUAGUUUGGUACUUACUUAUAAAAAGGAAUAUGUUAUUUCAGUGAUUGCAGUCAUUUUUUUUUCAAUUACUGAAUUAAAAUAUAAACUUGGAAGCAAACAAAGCGUUUAAAAUAUUGUACACAAUACAGUGUUACCAGCAAAUGCUGCUGUGGAUGCUUUAAUGUAGAAUAAUUUGGACACAUUCUAUUGUCAUUCCCCCUCUUCACAUGAGGUUAGUGGGUCAUUUUCUUAAACCUUAAAAUCAGGAUACAGCUGACUGACCUAGUACAGCUUUUGCCUAUUUAAAAUAUAGUAAAUAAUUGGGUAAUGAAAUAUGUAAAACUUAGACAUUACAUAAGCAUUGCAUGUCUAUUGUCAAAGCCAGUGUUAAGAUGUGGUGACCUAGGCAGCUGAAAAGGGAAUUUCAGGACAGAAAGAAAGGUUGUCCAAGGAGGUUGCAUUGCAGCUGACCAACACCAUUCCUCUUUUCAGAUCUUCUCUUCCUCGUUUCCCACCUCUGGUCCCACAUUUUGCUGUAGCGGCCCCCUAGAUACUGGGCCUGUUUUCUUGGGGUGGGAGGUAUGUUAUUUUUAUAACCAAUGCUAUUAUAACCUAAGUGUAUUUUUAAAAUAUUGUUCAUGUGUUCAAUAUCUUCAUGUGUGUUGCAGCACCAGGACAAAAUGGGUUGGAUCCAAAGGUGCCCUUCUGCAUGUGGCAGAAGGUGUCUUCUGCUCACCGAAGGACUGUUUUAUACCUCAUGUUAGAGAGUUGCCCACGAAAAGUAAAACUAAGACUGCAAUCCUAUGCACACUUACCUGGGAGUAAGUCCCAUUGAACACAAUGGGCCUUAAUUCUGAAUAAUGUUUAGGAUUGCACUGUGAAGUUGCAAUCCUAAAUGCACUUACUGGGGAGUAAGCACCACUGAACUGAGCAUAGUGGGAAUUGCUUCUGAAUAAAUGUAUAGGAUUGCACAGCAUAUCCAAAGAUGAUUUUCUGUUAUGUAAGAGAAAGCCUGAGAACUGCUAAAGAACUUACCUAUUAGAGCACUCUGUGAACAAUUCUGCUAGCGGUUGCAGAACAACAGUGCUCAUGGUGCUUUGGAUCCAAACCAAUAUUUUCACCAGCAGUGCUUUAGAUCUUUAUUACACAUAGGUAUUUUACUACCUUUAUUACACAUAGGUAUUAAUUGAAAGGGGAGUAUUAAAAAUGUCAUGUUAUAAACUGCAGGGACGUAAUGUUAACCAAGUAAAACUUGUGCCAACUUUGUUUUCAGAAAUGCCUUUUGACUUUCACUCUAAAAUCACAUAGGUUGAAACCCUGGCCCCUAUUCAGUUUCUUCCUUGACUUAAGUCACAGCAACUGUAAAUUUAACACCAAAAGACAACUAACUGCUUUGGGUCACUUCUGUCAGAUGUUCGGUAAUUGCGAGAGGCAUUGCCACUUUUUUCCAGCCUUCCAUAAUGUACUGUCAUCUUGAAGAGUUAAAACAUGCACACGUUGCUCUUUUUGUGAAAGCAGACUUUGUGGUGAUAGUAUAAUCAUAGAGUGAAGUAUAGAGAAUGUUGCCUUCGUAUGCACCUCUGCUUCUCAUUCUCCAUUCAUUUCACUGGGAUUUGAAUGGAAGUUCUGCGGCAAUAGCACUUAGAUAAUUGCAUCCAAUAGCAUUGAAUGUGGAAAAUUGAACCAUCCAAAAUAAUAACUGCGAGAUCACUGUGAGGUUUUGAAAUUAUGAUACUUAACUAGAGUUUUCAGCAAACUGUACCACUACAAUGCGUCUUGGUGCUUUGAUUAGAAAUGCCUCAGUAGUAAGAUAAUACUUCAGAAAAUGUUUCGUAUUUUCUUUUUUGUCCUUUUUUUAAAACUGUAAUCUGCUUAUUUCUUACAGGCACACUUUUUCUCUGGGCUUUUCUUUGAAUUGCUUUUGCAAAAUAUUGUUUUGUAUUAUUGUAAUCCUAGAUCAACAAGAAUAAUACCAUGAUUUGCCUUUGGGGGGGGAAAAGGAUAUGUGAAAUUAUUUUAAUCACGCUAACUUGUUUUUGCCUUUCAUAAGCAAUCAGUCUCUAAUAAGAUUGCAUACAUUGUGCAUUUGCAUACAUUGUGAUAUUUUAUUGAAAGAUGGCUUCCUGUAGCCAUGAGAGGGGUUAAAAAACCUGUAAUUAAGAUUCCUGUUCACAGCUAAUAUAUUUAGUACCAUGGAUAUGAAACACAAUAAUUAAAUAUCAUUUCUUUUCAUUGUA